Molecule: messenger RNA, 684 nt
Organism: Plasmodium malariae
Lineage: Eukaryota; Apicomplexa; Aconoidasida; Haemosporida; Plasmodiidae
Product: conserved Plasmodium protein, unknown function
Exons: 4
Coding region: 1-684 (227 amino acids)
Source: RefSeq, a predicted model, not a curated record
AUGCAAAAGUUCAUUGAUAAAGUUAAGCUACAAAAUUUGCAAGAUGAUAAUUCUGCUAAUAAGAUAUUCCUGAGCAAAAAAAUCCACUUUAAUAAUAUUCUGAAAAAAAAGAAAGUAGAAGAAGAUAAAGCAGAAUAUACUAAAUUGUUAAAAGUUGUUAAAGAGUAUUAUUAUACGCAAUUAAAAAGAAAGGCCCUUUUUACAAUAUUAACUGAAUAUUAUAAAAUACAAAGUUUGCUGUGCGUUUUUAAAUUUAGUGAUAUUCGAAGAAAGUGGAAACUUGUUUUUCUCUCCUUUUUAAAAAAUAAAUGCACCCGUAAAUUAACGAAUUGUGUUACUAGAUCGAUAAGCAUUUUCACGCUUGCAAGUCGAAGAACAAACUUAAAAUUCCGCUCCUUUAAAAUUCUACAAAAUGAGUUUCUGAAUACAAAAAGAGUAUACUUGAAAAUAAAGAAAAAGAGAAUUAAUAAUGUUAUCAUGAAUAUAUUUUCUGCGUGGUUGAGUUUAUCUACAAAAAGCAUAAAUAAUAAAUUCAUAAGGGCAUACAAUUAUUAUAUAUUACGAAAAAAGAAGAGAAUUUUUCAACUAUGGAAAAGAAUGAUACAGGAUGAAAAGUUUUUUAAAAACAUUGAUAUGAUUUUUUUAAAGUUGGAAACAAUUGCUUCCUCAUGGAGAAAAAAAUGA